Orycteropus afer afer is the source of this 2379-nucleotide messenger RNA. NCBI's taxonomy places the organism in Eukaryota, Metazoa, Chordata, Mammalia, Tubulidentata, Orycteropodidae. The record is from RefSeq and is a predicted model, not a curated record.
AUGACCUUCAGACCCUCCAUGGAGGAGUUUCAGGAUUUCAACAAAUGCCUUGCAUACAUGGAGUCUAAAGGAGCACACCGAGCUGGCCUUGCAAAGGUGAUUCCUCCUAAGGGGUGGAAACCCAGGCAGUGCUAUGAUGACAUUGACGAUUUGCUGAUCCCAGCACCUAUCCAGCAAAUGGUGACAGGGCAGUCGGGACUCUUCACUCAGUACAAUAUCCAGAAGAAAGCCAUGACUGUGAAGGAGUUUAGGCAGCUGGCCAACAGUGGCAAAUACUGUACUCCAAGAUACUUGGAUUAUGAAGAUUUGGAGCGCAAGUACUGGAAGAACUUAACUUUUGUGGCACCUAUCUAUGGCGCAGAUAUUAAUGGGAGCAUAUAUGAUGAGGGUGUGGAUGAAUGGAAUAUAGCUCGUCUGAAUACAGUCUUGGAUGUGGUUGAGGAAGAGUGCGGUAUCUCAAUUGAGGGUGUGAAUACCCCUUACCUCUAUUUUGGUAUGUGGAAAACGACCUUUGCUUGGCACACGGAGGAUAUGGACCUCUACAGCAUUAAUUAUCUACACUUUGGAGAGCCCAAGUCUUGGUAUGCUAUACCCCCGGAGCAUGGAAAACGUCUUGAAAGACUAGCUCAAGGUUUUUUCCCAAGCAGCUCGCAAGGAUGUGAAGCAUUUCUGCGCCACAAGAUGACGCUGAUCUCUCCUUCAGUGCUCAGGAAGUAUGGCAUCCCCUUUGACAAGAUCACCCAAGAGGCUGGAGAAUUUAUGAUCACUUUCCCAUAUGGCUACCAUGCUGGUUUUAAUCAUGGCUUCAACUGUGCAGAAUCCACUAAUUUUGCCACUGUCAGAUGGAUUGACUAUGGAAAAGUUGCUAAAUUGUGCACCUGUAGGAAAGACAUGGUGAAAAUUUCAAUGGACAUCUUUGUGAAGAAAUUUCAGCCAGACAGAUACCAGCUUUGGAAGCAAGGAAAGGAUAUCUACACCAUCGAUCACACAAAGCCUACUCCAGAAUCCACCCCAGAAGUCAAGGCAUGGCUGCAGAGGAGGAAGAAGGUCCGAAAAGCAUCCAAGAGCUUCCAGUGCACGAGGUCUCACCCUAAAAGGUCUAAAACUGAGGAGGAUGAGGAAACCUCAGCCAUUGCUGAUGGGGCCAGAUUCCCGACACCUAACCCAGCCACAGACCAGCUCAAGGUCAGUGAAAACCCAGAAGCAGCUGAGAAGCUGAGUGAGACAGGAGCACUCUCUGAAGAGAUCUAUACUGACAGGAUGCAUCCAGAUCAGGACUUGUCACAUAACAUCAACCUUUCAGGGAACAGCUGUUCCAGCCCAUCAAUAGCAGAGGGAAUAAAAACUGAGGAGGACAAGGCCUGCACCACAGCGGCACCUUCUAACCCCAGGGAGGCUGAUAAUGCCAUAGCAUUGUCGAGUGGCUGUGCAACGUCUGAGGAAGCAGACCCCACAAGCCUUUCAUGGCCAAAGUCACCCGAGUCGAGUUCCUCCACAGCAGAGACUAAUGGAGUGUGGACAGAGGGAGAGGAAAGUGAUGUGGAAAGCCGUGGGAGUGGCCUGGAACCUGGGGAAGUCCCGGCGGUCCCCAGUGGAGAGAGAAAUGGCUUCAAAGUCCCCCAUAUAAUUGAGGGAGAGACCAAAACAUCUAAGAGUUGGCGCCAUCCACUUAGUAAGCCUCCAGCAAGAUCCCCAAUGACACUGGUGAAGCAGCAGGCAGCUAGUGAUGAAGACUUGCUGGAGGUACCCUCCAUAGAGGAGGAAGUAGAAGAAACGGAGUCUUGGGCAAAGCCUCUUGUCCACAUUUGGCAGACGAAGUCCCCAAACUUUGUGGCUGAGCAGGAAUACAAUGCAGCCGUGGCCAAAAUGGCACCUUACUGCGCUAUUUGUACUCUGCUCAUGCCCUACUACAAGCCAGACAGCAGCAAUGAAGAAAAUGAUUCUAGAUGGGAGACAAAAUUAGAUGAAGUGAUUACUUCAGGAGAAAAGACUAAGCCACUCAUUCCCGAGAUGUGUUUUAUUUAUAGUGAGGAAAAUAUAGAAUAUUCUCCACCCAAUGCCUUCCUGGAAGAAGAUGGAACAAGCCUUCUUAUUUCCUGUGCAAAGUGCUGUGUACGGGUUCAUGCAAGUUGUUACGGUAUCCCUUCUCAUGAGAUCUGUGAUGGAUGGCUGUGUGCCCGGUGCAAAAGAAAUGCAUGGACAGCUGAAUGCUGUCUCUGCAAUUUGAGAGGGGGUGCUCUUAAGCAAACGAAAAACAAUAAAAGUGCAUGUUCUGCAGACACCGGGUUAAGAAGGUCUCUGGAGCUUGCAUCCAGUGUUCCUAUGGCCGCUGCCCAGCCUCCUUCCAUGUUACGUGUGCCCAUGCUGCUGGUGUGCUGA